Messenger RNA from Didymodactylos carnosus, 282 nucleotides. The record is from the annotation of a GenBank genome assembly. NCBI's taxonomy places the organism in Eukaryota, Metazoa, Rotifera, Eurotatoria, Philodinida, Philodinidae.
AUGAUCGAUAAAUUAGAGGCUAUCGAUUUAGAGUCUUCACCAAGUCGUCCACGUGCAAUUCGAGCCACAACAACAAUAAAACGGUUAAAACAAAAGCUGGAUAGGAAGAAAAAAGCGUCAUCAAAAAAAUUGGACAAAGAAUUACAACUUCCAAGAACAACUGUUCGCAGAAUAUUGAAAAACGAUCCAGGAUGUCAUGGAUACAAAGUUAUAAUUGAACCAGCCUUAACAGAUCAACAUAUACAUCAGCAGAAAAGAAUUUGUAAAAUGGAUUCGGAAUAA